Camellia sinensis is the source of this 936-nucleotide messenger RNA. NCBI's taxonomy places the organism in Eukaryota, Viridiplantae, Streptophyta, Magnoliopsida, Ericales, Theaceae. The record is from RefSeq and is a predicted model, not a curated record.
AUGGAACUUCACAGCCUAGUCGAUCAAAAUGGCUCUUCACACUCUAGUUGGUCACAUCCCUCCUCACAUUCUCCGUCACAUGUUCCACAUCCUCAGCCUCAAGAAUCAGAGAUUAACCCGCAGUUUGAAGAUGAUUUAGAUGAGGACUGGUUAAGGGAAGAAGAAAUGCAACGUACAGAUGAAUUGACCAAGCGAAACACACGGGGAAUUACACGUAUGGUGGAAGUGUGGAAUCUAACUCCAGAAGAACGCAUUGUGCUCACCUUCAACAAGGAUUUGCAGGUUGUUUCUACAGAGGGUGGUAUAUUCAGUCGCUUCAUAGGCACCAUUGCUAGGAAGCCACACUUAUGCCCAAUUAAGUACAAGAAUUGGCAUGACGUGCAAGAUCAGUAUAAAGAAGAUUGUUGGAAUAUCAUCGAGUCCAAGUUUGCCAUUCCUCAAGAUGAGAGGAGGGAUAUGAUUAGGCAUCGAACAUUGAAGUCAAUGGGAGAAAAAUGGAGAAAUUGGAAAUGUAGUUUAAAAGCAAAAUACUAUGAUGAGACAAAGACAGCAGCACAGAUAGUAGCUACUGCGCCUUUAACGGUUAAUCGUGAGCACUAUGCUGACCUUGUCGCGUAUUGGUUUUCAAAAGAAGGACAGGAACUUAGUGCAACCAAUAAGGAAAGCAGGCGAGAGCAAACAAGUGCACAUACGGGAGGAUCUAAAACUUAUGCACAACAUGCAUAUGAUAUGGAGCAAAAAGAUAAGAUUGCACUAGAUCGAGCAAAAUUAUAUAUACCACUUCACAAAAGGAAGGAUGGGACACCGGUAAAUGAAGCAGAAGCUGCAAAAAUUGAAAAACUAGAAGAUUUGAUGACGUCACAACCAAGGAGCUCCGAAGGAAAUGUUAGUGGACGGAUAUGUUGCCCUCACCAAAUGAUAUUUAUUCUCAAGUGA